Molecule: messenger RNA, 3077 nt
Organism: Photinus pyralis (common eastern firefly)
Lineage: Eukaryota; Metazoa; Arthropoda; Insecta; Coleoptera; Lampyridae
Product: pleckstrin homology domain-containing family G member 4B-like
Exons: 8
Coding region: 81-2297 (738 amino acids)
Biological process (GO): axon guidance
Cellular component (GO): cytoplasm
Molecular function (GO): guanyl-nucleotide exchange factor activity
Source: RefSeq, a predicted model, not a curated record
AAUAAGUGUGAACUAAUUUGUGGUGUUUCUCUACGAAAGGUGCAGUUUGAUAAGUGGAAUGUGUAAUCGAAAAGUUUAACAUGUCACUAGUAAGUUGUGGUGUAAGAAAACGUGAUUACGGUAAUAUUAGAAGAAAUCGUGAACUUGGCGAAGUGAAAAGUUUAGUGCUCGAGUACGAGAAUGUACUUUCGCAUGAAAAAUGUGUCAGUGCUACUUACAAAGCUAUGGGUUGCGAGAUAAGUUGUGAAAAGCCGACACUCUGUAUUGCCAAUAAUAUAGUAAAACGACGCAUUAAUGAACUUAACAAGCGGCAAUACGAUACUGAGAGUGCACCUUUAGAUCGAAGGAAUACUAAUAAAUUUUGUAACCGAUCAGAAUCACUAGAAUUAAUUCAGCAAGAUGAGCCUGAGCGCCUAGAGCCAACUUCCGCUCAAGAGAGCGACCAAGUAAUGACUCAAAAAUGUAACUUGCAAAAUCCAAUUCUCAAUGAGACGAUCGCACAACCUGAUCAUAGGCCUUCCGGACCAAUUACACCGAUAUGCUCUGAAAAGGACGAGUUCGCUGAAAUUGAAAGUAAACUUAGGGAAAUGCAACAAACCGUAGUCGAAAUGGAAAAUAACUACGACGAACCGCGCUAUGUUAGUCGAAUUUUUCACGUUUUCGACUACAACACUUCUACUGAAACGCAACAUUACCCACAAGAAGUACUAGACGAGUUGGACGGCAGCGAAAUUGUUGACAUAUACCUGGAUGAACAAAAUGGCGACCUCAGUGAAGAUUUUGGGGAAGUUCUGAAGGAAGACUUAAUCAACACCGACUUCAUUGAAGCUUAUAACCAAAAGGGCUACGAAUUACUGAUGACUAGUGUUAACGUGGUCCAAGACUCGCCAAUGGAGGUUACUUCUUUGAGCGAAAAUUCCAACUCAACGAAAGUCUCUCAUGAGAAUGAAGACGCGCAAAACUUAAUCACUUCAGUCGACAAACAACCUGAGGAUCGUAUGGAACGCAGACGUAAGAAUGCGGAAUAUUUUACGGCGGAAGAACUAAACGCAUUAAUUCCGGAUGAUGACGAUGAUGAUGAGUUUGAAGAGUUAUCUGUAGAGAUUGGUAAUCCCAUGACCAUGAGAGACACUGCUGCUGUAAAAUCAGAAACCAUCUACGAUAGCUUUCACAAUCCGAGAAUCGCAAAGGUGACUAGUCUUCUACAAAAAAUUAAGUUGGCACACAGAAGGACAUCCAAAGAAGAGCAACAAGAGAAAGUGAAGUCCAAAAUUAAUUACAUUAUGGAAGAGAUCGUUGAAACAGAAAAGAAGUACAUAAAUCAUCUCGAAUGCAUCUUAGUGGAUUACCUUCCAUACUUGCGAACCAAAAAAGUUGUUCCCAAAAAGUCUACUAAAAUUGGUGACGCCUUUACAGCUAUUAAGGAGAUUAUGAAAGGUACCAUGAAGUUUUACAAAUCGCUUAAAAAAUCAAAAAAUUAUGAAGAUAUUGGAAAGGUUUUCAUUAACUUUAGGUCUCUGUUUGAGAUGUAUCCUGGGUAUUGCAGGAACAAGAAACUUGUCGAUGACUACCUUGUAAACUUCAGAGAUGUGAUAAUGCAACGGCAAAGAGAAUUGAAUGAUCAGCUGGGACUGGGAAGUCAUCUGCUUACCCCAAUCCAAAGGUUAGGAAAGUACAAACUAUUUUUGGAACAGAUCGAGAAAGAGCUGCGCAGAGAAAAUCGAACUUGCAUUUAUAUUACAUAUGCAGUCGAAAUAGUAAGAACCCAAAUGGCCACUGGAGAUUUGUACAUUGCAGUUGAUUCGAUAAGGGGAUGUCCUAUUGAUUUAUUGCAACAAGGAGCGUUACUACUGAAGGAAAACUUUACCGUUCUGAAACCGAAAAAGUUUGAUGUCGUGCUCUUCCUGUUUGAAAGAAUGCUUAUCUACGCAACGCAAGACGCGAAAAAUGUAAAUUUUUUUACGUACAGAAGCAAUAUUAAGCUCGACGAGAUGGGAAUUGCGACAUGUGAUUAUGAACCACUGUUGUUUGUACUGAAACGAUUUGCACCAAACGAUUACAGCGAGUAUACCAUUGAAGCAAAAAAGAAUGCGGAUAAGAAGAUGUGGACGGAUGAAAUCGAGAAGCUUUUGUGGAACCAGUUAGUCGAAUGUAGAGAAAAACAGAAAAAUCGAAAGCCCAUCCCCCACGUACCUUUAGAUGAAGUCACUUACCGCACGCGAACCGUUCCAAAUAAUUCACACUCUCUUCCCAAACGGUCGCGACCGAGAUCGAAAUUUUACUUAGACGAAACAUGAAGAUUAUUGUUCAUCCAGCAACUCACAUAUUUAAUUAUUAAUGACAAUGCAGCCAUCGUCAUUACACUGCAGGUUCAUUUAUAUACCUUUUUUUUUACAAAACCUUAUUUCAUACUGGACCUUUGACUGUUACACCUUAAAUAGCAAGAAUGGAAAUAGGCAUCGUUACAACGUCUCCAGAGGAGAACAAGCUUUUCACCUGUAUACAAUGCGCCUGAGUCUGAAAACGGGGUACUUUCCUUAAUUAUAAACAAAUAACUAUUUCGCAAGAGUAUGAUACUUUAUUUCAUCCAAAUAAGAAUCAAGAAAGAUUUCCAAAGGCGCAUAUUACAUUUAAGCUACUUAGCUACUUGGAUCACCAACAAGAACAGUCUUUGUGGUCCCAAUCAUUCCAAUGUCCAUGAUGUUCGUUGUGCGAAUGCUUAUACGGCUCCCUAUAGUGCCGUUUAGGUCUCCACCAAUCAUCCCGGCAUCCAUCAUUUUUAUACCAAGAACCAUGGUGGUCAUCGUCGUAAUCCCAGUGCUUUCCACCGUGACAGUGAUUAGACUUUCUAAUACAGCGAGAUGAGGCGAACAUCUAGAAAUCAUAACCUACUAUGCUGGUGAUUUUUCUAAUCCAUAAGGACUUACCGUGCACGAGAGUAUUAUCGCUGCAACGAAGAUUAACGGUAGAAACUUCAUUUUCUGGUGACUUAGAAAUCAAUACCUUCAAUCGCUUGAAUAUCUCUUUUAUAUGUACUACUUCUUAUUUAUAUUAUAAAUAAUCACGUUUUGUUUACA